AUGCGCCUCAUCAACACCGAAACCCUCACCCUCGUCGAGUUCCUCGAAACCGACGUCCCCAAAUACGCCAUCCUCUCACACACCUGGGAAGACCAAGAAGUCACCUUCCAAGACUUCCCCCACGACGCCAUCCGCUCCCGCAAACGCGGCUUCACCAAGCUCCAGAAGCUCUGCGAGCUCGCCAGACAGGACGGUCUGCAGUACGCCUGGGCCGACACCUGCUGCAUCGACAAGACCAGCAGCUCCGAGCUGACAGAGGCCAUCAACUCCAUGUUCCGGUUCUACCUCCACGCGGACGUGUGCUAUGCCUGGCUCAUGGACCUCCCGCCGGAUAAUCGCGAUAUUCACUACCAGCUGCCCAAGUGUCGGUGGUUCACACGAGGGUGGACGCUGCAAGAGCUCAUCGCCCCGCGGGUCCUCAAGUUUUAUGACCAGACGUGGGCGUUUCGCGGGACGAAGAGUACUCUUAGACAGCUCAUUACGCAGAUUACGAAUAUUAGUACUGCUGUUCUCAAGGAUCCUGCAAGACUCAGCCAACUCCCUGUCGCACAGAAGAUGGCGUGGGCGGCAAGUCGACAGACUACGCGCAUUGAGGACAUGGCGUAUAGCUUGCUGGGCAUCUUCGACGUCAACAUGCCAAUGAUCUACGGUGAAGGGCCACGGGCAUUCUUGCGCCUACAGGAAGAAAUUGCAAAGGAGAAGAACGACCCUAGCCUAUUUGCGUGGAGAACAUCGCUAUCAUCACCAUCGUCGUCAGGAGGAGACCAGAAGCAAACACAUCACGGUAUGUUCGCCUCUACGCCCGCAGACUUUGUCAACUCAGGAUCCAUCCACCUCAUCAACGACCCCAUGUUCAGCACCGAAUUCCUCAUCACAAACAAAGGCCUCCGCAUCGACUCUGACCUUUUCCCCGUCAGCGACCGCAUCUUCUUCAUGGACAUGAACUGCGUCGACUUUGCUCCCUACGGAACCUCCUCAGCAACCUCCACCAACCACGUAUCAUCAAGCCGCCGCCACAUCGGCAUCCUCAUCAAGUCCCACGGCGGCGGCGUCUAUAGCCGCGUCGAAGCAGACCGCUUCGCCACACCCCCCGGCGGAAACCCCCUCCACAGCAUCCGCGUCUUCCUCCCCAAGCACGUCAGCCCCAGCCGCUCGCUCUACCUCGAGACCCUCUUCAGCUACUCCUUCAUCUUCCGGAGGGGCGUCAAACCACCUACUCAAGCCUUUCUCUUCACGCCGCUCUCUUACAUCCCCGAGACGGAGUGGGAUACCCGCCAGCACAUGUUUCAGACUCGCGGGAGAGAGGACUUUGCUGCUUACACGCAUUUCAGACCGGAUCCUAGUUUCACAAAUUGCAGUGAUUUCAUAUUAGCUUUUGGGGGUGUGAAAGAGGAAGGAAAGCCGUGGAUCGGGGUUGCGCUCCCCGACGAUUUGAACAUAGCACCUCAUCUAGGGGAUGCUAAUAAAGUAGGUAGUGCCGUGCGAAAAAAGAGACACACGACCGUCAAAGUUCGGUAUGACGAAAACUUGCGGAGAACGUAUUAUGUGCAUGCUUCAUUGAGGACAGCUAGAGUGGGUGUGGAUAUUGUGCACUUCAUCGAUCUGAGCUGCACUACCGAGAGAGUUCCGAGAGCCAGAGGGAAUUCGAGUGUGUAG
Trichoderma breve is the source of this 1656-nucleotide messenger RNA. RefSeq names its product heterokaryon incompatibility protein (HET) domain-containing protein. Lineage: Eukaryota; Fungi; Ascomycota; Sordariomycetes; Hypocreales; Hypocreaceae. The coding region runs from base 1 to 1656 and encodes 551 amino acids. The transcript has a single exon. The record is from RefSeq and is a predicted model, not a curated record.